Molecule: messenger RNA, 1074 nt
Organism: Prorocentrum cordatum
Lineage: Eukaryota; Dinophyceae; Prorocentrales; Prorocentraceae
Source: the annotation of a GenBank genome assembly
GAGCUGCUGGGCGAGUUCGUCGAGCCUACCAUUCUCCAGUCGAGCAAGAAGAGCGGCAACGACGUGAUCGCUAAGGCGCAGACGAAGAUCAAGAAGCGGGCUGCGAAGACCAAGGCUGCCAGCAAGCCGGCGGCCAAGGGGAAAGCCAAGAUGAAGGCCCCGGCGUGCAACGCGCUGGACCACAUGGACAACCAGAUGGCCUACCUGCUCAAGCUGGACAAGCGGGCCAAGCACAAGGUGGACAGUUACGCGCAGAUAGCUUUGUACUUCAUGGUCACGAACGCCCCCAUCAGCAUCAACGUUGGCGGCCAGCAUCGCGUCGUCAAAGGGUUGGCGCAACUCCGCAAAGCCUUCAAGGCGGCUGUGUAUGCGGGCGCAUGCCUCACCAUCCGCCCGUCGGAUAUCGACUUCGAGGCUCUGGGGAUCGAGCUCGGCUCAAUCUCGACGCAGCCCGACAAGCCCGCCGCGAAGGUCUACAAUGAUUCCUACUUUCGGGAGGCCCAGGAAGAGCGGAAGCAGGACGCGAUCGAGUUCCACAAGAUCCUCACCGACACUGGCGUCUUCAAGAACCCGUUGCAAGCACAACCGAUGGCUUCGCAAGCGCUGCAGGCGUCCAUGAUUUCCGUGAUGGGCAAGCUGUCGGAGUUCGGGGGCAAGCUGGGAUCGGUCGAUGCCGCGGUCCAGCUGAUCUUCGAAGAGGCCGCGAAAGAGGUCGCGAAGCUCUUGCCUUCCCAAUGUGACGAGAUACUGCACACCCUGCAGUGCGCGAAGGACCAGGACAUGACCCACGCCAUCGUGAACGACGUCUUCUUGGCCAUCCUUCGUUCUGGGUGCUCCGCGCAGUUGGCGCGCUGCGAGCGGAUGCAGCUCUUCGGCCACGUCGCGCAGAUCGUCGGCGCGAUGAAGGUGACUGUGCAGAGCGAAGGUGGCGAGCCCAACCUGACGACCUACCUGCCGCCCCCUCUCUUGCAGUUUGCCAAGGAGCUCACCGCAGCCUUUAACUUGAACGAACUUUUCGGCCAGAGCAGCGACGGCGCGGCAUCGCUGUCGAACUUCGGCUUCGGGGAGGUAGAG